This is a messenger RNA of Closterium sp. Naga37s-1, 1815 nucleotides long. The record is from the annotation of a GenBank genome assembly. Lineage: Eukaryota; Viridiplantae; Streptophyta; Zygnematophyceae; Desmidiales; Closteriaceae.
AUGUGGUACUUGGCGUAUUUCAUGCAUCGCCACCUCGACUUCCGCCUCGACGAGCUGCAGUCCCUCGCCGUCCUCGCUGGCGUGCAGCCGCCAGCUCAGCACGCCGCGCCACGUCACGAUGACGUGGAAUUGCGGCCGCCUGCCAGCUCGGAUUCAUCGGAGGGAGAACGAGGCGGAGAGAAGGGAAACGAAGGGGAGAGGGUGGUUGAGGAAGUGAGGGGAGACGAAGGCAGCGAGGAGACGAGGAGGGGAGAAGAGGGGAGUGCAGUUACUGCAGUCGAAAGGGGAGAGGAUGAGGAUGAAAUAUCAGGAGGAGGGGAGAGCGAGUGGGAGCCAGUAAGAUGGAGGAAGCCACGUGGCGAUCACAUGGACUCGCCGUUCUUCUACGUGGAUCUGCCGUCUGAUGACGUGGCGAGGCAAAUGGCCUCUAGAAGCCUGCUUAUAAAGGGGAUAUUCGACAUAUGGGCGGAGGCGCCAACCUACGAGGCCCUAAAGCCGCAGGUGCAGGCGAACCUGGCUUCCAAGGUGACGCCCUUCACAGCCCCCGGCUACACGUUCAAGAUCGUUGUUGAUGGCUUUGGCAAGCUCUUUUCGAUGGAGGAGCAGCGGGAUCGCAUAGAGCGAUUCACGUACAUCCCCUUCCAGGCAGGGCUGAAUGAAGCUGAGCGCGCCAAACCGCAUGGUUUGGGGGAAGGCAUGAUAGAGCUGGCAGCUGCAGACAGCACCAGCAACCCCCCUUCCUUCUCUUCCCCCCACCCCCCCCCCCCCCCCCCCCUUUGCCUGCCUGCCUGCCCUCGCUACCCUCGGUUGCUUCUGCCACAUCCCCCUUUUCGUGGCAAGGUGAAGCUGAGCUCGCCCGAGUACAAGUUCUGGGUGAUAGAGCAGGCCGCAGAAUGCACCAACAACGGCCUCCCCCCCAACAUGCCCUUGCGUGUGUUCAUUGGCCGAGAGGUAGCGGUAUCAGACCGGACCGUUGCCACGAAGUACGAGCUCAGUCGCCGCCGCUACCUGGGUCCCACCGCCAUGGAUGCUGAGCUGUCGCUGCUCAUGGCCAAUCAGGCGCUGGCGCGGCGGGGGGCUCUCAUGUACGACCCGUUCGUGGGGACAGGGAGUAUCCUGGUGGCUGCUGCUCACUUCGGCGCCAUCACUCUGGGAGCGGACAUAGACAUCAGGGUGGUGAGGGAUGGCAAGGGCCCCAAUCGGGACGUGUGGGCCAACUUCCACCAGUACUCGCUUCAACCACCAGUGGGGUUACUGCGGGCGGACAACAACUGCCCUCCCUGGAGGCAAGACCUAAGAGAGAUGUUCCAUGCCAUCAUUUGUGAUCCUCCGUAUGGUGUCCGGGCAGGCGGCCGAAAGUCGGGCGGGAGGAAAAUUCUCAACGGGGUGACCGACCCGUACUCCAUAGCAGACAACCUGAAAGCUGCCCACAUCCCCUCCACCGCCCCUUACUCACUCGAAGAGUGCCUACACGAUCUUUUAGACACGGCUGCCCGGCUGCUCGUCAUUGGCGGGCGGCUCGUUUACUUUUACCCUGCUGCCCGAGAGGAGUAUGUGCCUGAGGAAAUUCCAGGGCAUCCGUGCCUGAAGCUGGUGGCCAAUAGCGAGCAGAUUCUGACAAAGCGGUGGAGUAGGCGGCUUGUGACUAUGGUGAAGGUUGCUCUGUACAGCGAUGACAUGGCAGCUGCACACGUGGCAGCGCAUGAGUGGUUCAGAAAGAAGCAGAUUGAGGAGAGUAAGAUGAUGAGGGAGAUGGGGGAGGCAGGGGAGAUGAGGUGGCAGGGAUUCACCAGCAGGCCUCGGUGCGAGGCAUGA